This is a messenger RNA of Aureobasidium uvarum, 2277 nucleotides long. Lineage: Eukaryota; Fungi; Ascomycota; Dothideomycetes; Dothideales; Saccotheciaceae. The record is from the annotation of a GenBank genome assembly.
AUGGCGCCUUUCAGAGGAAGAGGAGGCUCACGAGGUGGCCCACGGGGCGGAUCAAGAGGAGGGAGUAGGGGCGGGAGCUUUGGAGGCCGCGGUGGCAGCAGUUUUGGUGGUCGCGGUGGAGGAUCAAGAGGAGGAGGAAGAGGAGGAAGAGGAGGAUUUGAUCGUGGCAACAGUCGAGGCGGUGGUCGGGGAGGAAGAGGAAGAGGUGGAAGAGGAGGAAACAGAUUUGGAAGGACCGAGUUCCGCACAAGCAGAGUCGACGAACCGGAAGAUCAACCCUUCCCUGAGAGCGGCGAUGAGAGCGAGCCCGACGACGAAUCCAUGGACGACCAAGACGCUCAAUCUGUAGGAAGCGACAAUGAAGACGCUCCUGCCUCAAAAGUCCGCGCAUACAACGCCCUUCUCCAAUCCUUCCAGCAAGAGUCAGACGAGCCCCGUCGCAAGCGCAGAAAGAUUGAAGAAGCCCCAAAGGAUGACGAGAGCGACGAGGAAGAAGAUGCUGCUUUAGACGAUGCCUCGGAUAUCUCAGGAAGUCAAGAUGGGGCGCAAGAUGAGGAACAAGCACAAGAAAACGGAAACAGCGACGCCGAGAUCGAGCAUGACGAGGUCGACGACGACGACGAGGAUGAGGACCCGACGGACCCCUUUGACCAACACUUUGCCAACCCGGAAGCCAACGACCUUACUCAACGUCUCAAAGCAGUCACGGACAACCAGUGGCGCUCGGAAAAGCUCAAGGUGUUGAAGGACGGCAGUCUGACCAUCUCUCUCCCCGAAUCUGCUCCUGCCUUGUCACGUAAAACACUCAAGUCUGUCUCGCAGCUCAAUCUCAAGCAACGCAUUGCAGAGCCAGCGACAAAACACAUUGGCACUUUCAGCGAGCUGGGACAAGCAAUUGCGACUUCAAUCUACGCCUACCAGGAUGUGCUGUGCGGCGCCAGAACCGUCGAAAACGCCUCCGAGCUUAGACAUAUGGCUGCUUUGCAUGCUCUCAACCACGUCUACAAGGGCCGCGACCGCCUACGUGACCAAGGCUUCACCCGCCCCAAGGUUCUUGUCUUGCUGGAGACUCGCAGUGCCGCCGCAAGAUACAUUGAUGCUCUGAUAGCUCUCUGUGAACCCGAGCAACAAGAAAACAAGAAGCGUUUCGAAGACGGUUUCGUACUGGACGAACUGAAGUUUGGCGGCGAAGGAGAUUCACAUCCUGCAGACUUCCUCGAGUUGUUCGAGGGCAACGACGACAACGAUUUCCGCCUGGGCAUCAAAUUCACCCGCAAGACUAUGAAGUUCUUCUCGCAGUUCUAUGCUUCGGACAUCAUCCUUGCGUCGCCUCUCGGUCUACGCCGUAUCAUCGAGCACACUGAUCCCAAGAAAGCCGACAGCGAUUACCUCUCCUCGAUCGAGAUUUGCAUUGUGGACCAAGCAGAUGCCAUGCUGAUGCAGAACUGGGACCACGUAGAUUUUGUCUUCCAACACCUCAACCUCCAACCCAAAGAUGCCCACGGCUGCGACUUCAGCCGCGUGCGAAACUACUAUCUCGAUGGUCAAGCCAAACAUUUGCGCCAAACAAUCAUUUUCUCAGCAUAUGUGGCCCCCGAGCUCAAUCGCCUCUACAAUGCACACAUGCUGAACAUUGCUGGAAAGGCAAAACUCACACCCUUCUACCCAGGCGUAAUCGGCGACAUCGACCUCGAAGGCAUGAAACAGACCUUCUCUCGCUAUGAUUCGGCAGCCCCUCACAUGGACCCGGAUGCCCGCUUCAAAUACUUCAACACAGCCGUCCUCCCUUCCCUUCUCCGUGUGCCGAAACCAUCGGAUGGUGGUCCUGGUAUCCUUCUCUUCAUCCCCUCAUACCUCGACUUUGUGCGAGUAAGAAACUACUUUGCCAACUCGAACGAGACGCAACAUAUUUCCUUUGGCGCCAUCAGCGAAUACACACCCGUGCCCGACCAACGACGCGCACGCAGUCAUUUCCUCUCUGGCCGCCACAGUGUCCUCCUCUACACUGGCCGUGCACACCAUUUCCACAGACUAAGGCUGAAGGGCGUACGAAGAGUGGUCUUUUACGCUCUACCAGAAAACCCAAUCUUCUAUACCGAAGUCGCGAGGGGCUUCUUGGGUACCAUGGUUGCAGAGGGCAGAUUAGAUCCCACCGAGGCCGGUGUCAGGACCAUCUUUUCGAAAUGGGAUGGCUUAAAGUUGGAGCGUGUCGUAGGAACCAAACGUGUUGGUCCCAUGUUGAGGGACAAGGGUGGAGACACUUUCGAUUUUGUUUAA